Messenger RNA from Purpureocillium takamizusanense, 2890 nucleotides. RefSeq lists its product as uncharacterized. NCBI's taxonomy places the organism in Eukaryota, Fungi, Ascomycota, Sordariomycetes, Hypocreales, Ophiocordycipitaceae. The record is from RefSeq and is a predicted model, not a curated record. The transcript is spliced from 3 exons. Bases 728 to 2503 code for a protein of 591 amino acids.
CAAACCCCAGGAAAUAAUUCCCCCCAUGACUCGGGCUUGACGUGCUCGACGCGACCUCUCUGAUUCAGCAUCGUCCACCUCAUAGGUUGCACCGACGACCCGACGACCCGACGACUUGUCACGCCCUCGUUCCCUCCCCCUUGCUCGGCGCAUGAGCGUGCGGCUACCAGCAGCAUCAGCACGCGCCGUCGCCGCCACCGUUGCCCACGCUGCCGGCCCGGGAGCGCGCUCCUCGCUCCCAAAGGGUCCCUCCCCACCACACGCCUCGCUGAACCCUUACCACUACCUCGUAUCCGGGGAUUGCCCCUCUCCCUGGGACGCGGUGGUGGUGGUGGCUCUCUCCGCUUAACAAGCUUGGACACGGCCCUGCUUUAGUUAUCCGGGAAAGGAAGCCCGGGGGGGACACCACCCUUCCCUGGGCGUGGGAUUUUAGAGACGGGACGAAACGUAACUGGUACUACCUGUUUUGGGGUGACAAGGGGGGUGGCAGCUGCUGCUCCUGUUCACACCUUCGGAGACACGAAAGAGACGCCGGAGGGGUGGGACGAAACGCGGUGCCAGGGAUCGGCACUCCCCGCCUGUCCGCUGCGUCCCUCCCUCGACGCCCCGGGAUACCCGCGGCUGCUGACCGUUGACUGAGCUCGGCCCAGGGGCUGGGCUGACCCGCCUGGUCGCCCGGCAUAAGCGGGAGGAGACCCACGCGGGCCCGGGAGCAGCGCGUGCCUCGAUGGGCGGUCAGUCCCCGGGCGACGGGGACGGGGGAGGCGGCCGGCCGGCCACCGGGGACGCACAAAGUCCUGCUACCGUCGGCGCGGCGAGCCCCGCGGCCGGCGUGAAGAGGCGCGAGGCCGGGAGCGUGCCCCGCGACGACGGGUCCGUGGGGGCCGAUGCGGCGGCCGAGGACGGCGCCGACGAGGCCGGCCGGAGGAAGAGGGCCAAGGCGGGACCCGGCAGCCGGGGUGUCGCCAACCUGACGCCGGAACAGCUGGCCAAAAAACGCGCCAACGACCGCGAGGCGCAGCGCGCCAUCCGCGAGCGCACAAAGAACCAGAUCGAGACGCUGGAGCGACGCAUCCGCGAGCUCACGAGUCUCAAGCCCUACCAGGAGCUGCAGGCCGUGGUGCGGGCCAAGGAGGCCGUCGAGCGCGAGAAUGCCGACAUCAAGCGGCAGCUCGCGACUGUUGUUGGCUUGCUCAACCCCAUCAUCGGCGCCGACCGUAAUGCUCCCGGGGCGUCACCAGCGCCGGCUUACGCGCCGCCUACCGCGCCGCCCGCCGCGCCUCCGGUCCCGACGUCGGUGCCGUAUCACGCGUCGCCUACGCCCACGGGUUCCGCUUCGCCCGCCGGGACUAUCGAGACGCCUCACGGAUGGGCUCACGGCGACGCUCCGUCGGUGGGAACGCCAGGGGAGCUCAGCACGGUGCAGCAUCUCCAGCAGCAGCGGCACCGCAUACGACAUGAUCUGGAGAUGGGCCCCGAGCGACUCGAGCUGGGCUUCCUGCUGCAGCAUGGGCAAGGCCAACACUUGAGCCGCUUGCAAGGCGGCAUCCACGGCCCACAGGACACGCCGCAGUACCAGCACGUGCCCAUGAAGCACGACUGGACGGCCGUCACCAAGAACGAGGCGUUGGGGUCGCGGCACAGCCCGCUGGCCGGGACGAGCGGUCCCCUGCCGGGCUACGAUGGGCAGUCUCCCGGCGCGGUCGGGGCGACGGGGGCGCAUCAUCAUCACCCGCAUAAGAGCGGCGCACCGGGGGAGCAUGGUGCGGAGAGCCCGCCGCGGUAUGCCAUGCCCAUCCGACACGGCAGCCCGACGUGCCCGCUCGACUCGCUGCUGCUCGACUUCAUGAGCGAGCGACGGCAGCGGGCGGCCGAGGGCCUGCCGAUGGCGCAGGUCAUCGGGCCGCAGUACCCGUCGGUGUCGUCGCUGCUCAACCCGGCCAACAGCGCGUACAGCCACCCGCUGUCCAAGGUCUUCACGGACAUCCUGGCGACGUUCCCGGACAUCUCGAUGCUGCCGGAGAGGGUGGCGGUGCUGUACGCCAUGUUCCUGCUGAUGCGGUGGCAGAUCGCCCCGACGCGCCAAAACUACGAACGCGUGCCGGCGUGGCUGCGCCCGACGGCCUCGCAGCUGUCGCACCCGCACCCGGCCUGGGUCGACCACGUGCCCUUCCCGGCCAUGCGCGAGAAGCUCGCCCGCGACUACAACCCGCACGAGUACCUCUUCGACAACUUCUUCAUCCCCUUCACCACCACGCUGUGCCUCAGCUGGCCCUACGACGAGACCGACACCCUCCUCCUGGUCCCGGACUCGGACGAGGUCGUCAUCAACCCCGUCUUCGAGCGCCACCUGCGCAACCUCGACAACUGGACCCUCGGCGACCGCUUCGCCCGCGCGUUCCCCUCGCUGGCCGACACGUACAACGUCGAGUCGCGCUCGCGCCACGGAUCGGCCGGCGGGGGGGCGUCAUCGUCGUCGGCGGCGUCGUCGGUGAGCCGGUGACGACAGCCUACUUCCAUCUAUCUUGCGUUCUAUUGCACGCAGGACAUCCAUAUAAUCAUCCUUUAUACGCGUGACUUAGAGCCCCGGCGCUUUUUCUCUUGUUAUUCCCUCUGGAGUUCGUCGUCGAAAAGGAAAGCAAAAAAAGGGCGGGUCGGCGAUGGCGUUGCUUCUUGUCCAUUUACCCUCGGACGGUUUACCAACGCUUUUUAGAGCGGCGCGACACCGCCAACAUACCCAGGACGGAAAGGGGGGACUAACGUACCGACAGGAUAGGGCAAAGGUAAUAGAGUAACAAGCUCGGUGGGAUUUUGGUUAUGUAUUGCUCUCCUUAAGGGGGCACAUGAACGAACAACAUAUACACGUAUAUUCUGUGGGAAAAGGCUUCCC